Molecule: messenger RNA, 801 nt
Organism: Orbilia oligospora ATCC 24927
Lineage: Eukaryota; Fungi; Ascomycota; Orbiliomycetes; Orbiliales; Orbiliaceae
Exons: 1
Coding region: 1-801 (266 amino acids)
Source: RefSeq, a predicted model, not a curated record
AUGGCCCUCCGCGCCUUCCUCCGCUACCUCCUCCUAACCCCCCUUCAAAUCUCCAUCUUCCUCCUAAUCUCCCUCCCACUCGCCCUCUUCGCCGCAGUAACCACUUUCUUCAGCGUAAUCUUCCUAUCCUCCCGUCUCCUCCUCGUCUACGUCGAUCUGAUAACCUCCGUCGUUCUCGCCUCCUCAUCAUCAAAAUCACAAUCUCCAUCAAAAGUCUCCAGAAAAUCAUCUACUAUCACCACCACUACCACCACGGGGAUACGACUAAACACUACCCUCCACAGUCGAACUCCACAUCCGAUAUUAAUCCCCAAAAGUCCUCCACGGAGUCCUCCAAGAUCUGGAAAUGGCACCUGGAGAUCUCAACAACAGCAGCAGCAACAGCAAAGAAGUGUACACUACCAACAAUCAUUCACAGCACCUUCGUCACCAAACAUCGGUAGAAAAAGAAUGGCAGCUGCAUUCACCACCGGUAGUGGUAGUAUUAGUAAUGGAGGCUACUACCAACAACAUCAGCACCAUCAACACCAUCAACACCAUCAUCAUCAGCAGCAACAAACUAUAAUGACAUUUAGCAAUAUCAGCGGUAGUAGUAAUAGUAGCGGUGGUAGUCCACCGUUAACUAUGAAAAGCUCAGGAGUGGGGAAAUCGGGUACACCGUUUAAUAUUAGUGCUCCUCCACCACCAUAUGGAUACGAGCCAGCUAGUACUAGCGGGAGUAGAGGAAAAAGAGGGCAGGUGGUUGUGGUUGAACCUGACGAGGAAGAGGAGGAGGAUUAUUUCAUGAGAGGGGCAGAGUAA